AUGUCUGACUUUGACACCCUGCUCGCCGACUACACCAGGAAGGAGAAUCCCAAGGUCCACGGCGUCAUCUGCAAAUGCGUCGACGGAAAAGGGAAUGAAAUAUACAGCAAAGUAGCCGGCUACGACUCGGUCCUGCCCACUGCCUCUCCCCUCCGUGAAGACAUCGUCCUCAAGGUCGCCAGCGCCACGAAGCUCAUUACCAGCAUUGCGCUGCUGCAAUGCAUCGACAAAGGUCUUAUAGGCCUGGACGAGCCGCUCACUAAGGUCUUGCCUGAGUUCUCCGAGAAGCAGAUCCUGACUGAUGCCUCUGGCUCGGACUUUGUCUUUGAGCCCAGCAAAGUCCCAGUCACUGCAAGGCACCUUCUGACGCAUACGUCUGGAUUGGGAUAUCGGUUUACACAUAGACUCCUACGACUAAGAGCCGAAGCCCGCGAUCGUGCUGGCGAGAAGCCAUCUCUGCGCGUCACUGACCGGUACGAAAUGCCGCUCGUCUUUGAGCCAGGGACGGGGUGGCUGUACGGAUGCAGUCUGGACUGGGCUGGGGUUGUGGUGAGCAGACUGCACGGUGGAGUCUCGCUGGAGCAGUACUUUGUAGAGAAUAUCUGGCAGAAGUUGGGUCUCUCUGCCCCAUUCCCAUGCUUCAACAUCGCUCGUCACCCUGAGUAUAAUGCCCGGGCGAUGGGAGGUGCACUGCGAGCACCAGACGGAACACUCCAGCCCCACGAUCGAUGGGCGUUUGACAAUCCAGAGGACCAGGAUGGGGGAAGUGGUCUUUCCUGUACGGCCAAGGACUACGUGGCAGUUCUGGCUGAUCUUGUUUCCGACUCGCCCAGACUGCUCAAGCCGACGACUAUCGAGGAGAUGUUUACGCCACAGCUUGUGCCAAAGUCCCCUAGCGUCCAGAUGAUGCUGGGACUGCGCCCUGCAUGGGAUACUGUUUCAGGCCCGAUCGCGGAGGAUGUUAUCAACCACGGGCUGGGUGGAAUACUAACCGUGGGGGAGGUGGUCGAGAUAGGGCAGCCCAAGGGGAUGCUGGGAUGGGGAGGAGCUUCGAAUAUCGUCUGGUGGGCGAACAGAGACCUGCGCGUUGCUGGCUUCUUUGCAACCCAGCAGGCGCCAUUUGGGAAUCCUACAGUGACCAAGCUUGUGAAUGAGUGGAAGAAGGACUUCUGGGGCCAGUUUGAUAGUAUAGACCAUGCAUAG
This is a messenger RNA of Aspergillus puulaauensis, 1203 nucleotides long. RefSeq names its product serine hydrolase domain-containing protein. The record is from RefSeq and is a predicted model, not a curated record. The transcript has 2 exons. Lineage: Eukaryota; Fungi; Ascomycota; Eurotiomycetes; Eurotiales; Aspergillaceae. The coding region runs from base 1 to 1203 and encodes 400 amino acids.